Molecule: messenger RNA, 437 nt
Organism: Cryptotermes secundus
Lineage: Eukaryota; Metazoa; Arthropoda; Insecta; Blattodea; Kalotermitidae
Product: protein GVQW3-like
Exons: 2
Coding region: 5-400 (131 amino acids)
Source: RefSeq, a predicted model, not a curated record
UGUCAUGCGACAGAUAGCGACAGCAGAGCAGUCUACCAAAAUGGCGUCUGACAUACAAGUGCGUACGAAGCAGAUAUGUGUUAUUGAAUUUCUCACUGCCGAACAAAUUUCACCCAUUGACAUCCAUCGACGCUUGCUAAAGGUGUACGGAGACGAUACAGUGAAUGUCAGCACUUUGAGGCGGUGGUUAGUGUGUUUCAACAUUGGCGAAAGUGAAGUGCGCGACAAACCACGCCCCGGGCGUCCCUGCUCAGCUGCCACUCCUCGCAAUGAACAGCGCAUCGAUCAGCUCAUCCGUACAGAUCGGCGGAUAACGACCAGGGUGGGUCCCGAGGAUGCUUACACAGGACUACAAAACUCAUCGAAUGGAAGUUUGUCAGGACCUGUUGAGCCAGUGUGAGGCUGAAGGUGACAAGUUUCUGAACAGCGUCGUCACC